Molecule: messenger RNA, 357 nt
Organism: Mesorhabditis belari
Lineage: Eukaryota; Metazoa; Nematoda; Chromadorea; Rhabditida; Rhabditidae
Source: the annotation of a GenBank genome assembly
AUGCCACUGCCGAAUAAAGAUGAUGUCUCUGAACAAGUGUGCACCGCGAUCAAAAAGGAGGGCAAAUUCGACGAGAUCAGACGAGAAGUGGUCGAGAAAAUAAAAGAACGCGGCCAGCUGAAUCAAUUGAUGGAUCAAGCGAGGAAAGAUGCCGAAGCAUAUCUAGAAACAAUUCCGGACAAUAUGAGCAAGGAAGAGAUACGAGCAAAGCUUCGCGAAGUUAUUGGAAGAUUUGAGCCACAAUUAAACCGCAUUGUGCAAAGCAGUGUCCGAGAACCAUGGGUUGAAGGCUGGUUAAGCAAAGAAGUACAAAGAAAAGUUCGAUUGGCGUACGGGUUGCCUACUGAUGAACAUCUC